UUGUGCUGAGACUGGAAAGUAUCUUAUACGACACUCUUUAGAGAGAAGCCUUAUUGGGUGAUACCACCUACAAAAAGGAAUCAAUAUGUAGGGGAGAGUCCGGGAGAGUCUAGCAGGUGGGAGACAAUAGCCGCUGCUCAUAGAAUAUUUGUGGCACGAGAUGUUACGACAUUGCCACACUUCUCAGACGUCAUAGGCACCUCCCACCCCGCUCACGUAGCGCCGUUACAAUCGGCAGUUUGGUUUGGAAGUAAGAAGUGGCAACACGUUUUCGUACCUGGAAAGUGAGUUUAUUCAGUUUUCGACAUUUGAUCUCUGUUCUUUACUGUGGAUAGAUUCCAGCACGCCACUUAUAUACACCAGAAUGCCCUUCAACUAUAGAAAAAAACAAACAACUAGAAAGAGAAGCAAUUUAGAUCUGUCAGUAAUAAAAAAUGCUUUAGGUGACAUUGAUCAAGGAAAGUCUAUCCGAGGUGUUGCUUUGGAAUAUGGAAUUGACAGAAAUACCUUAAGAAAUUAUUUAAGAGACAGGUCUAAAUUGACUAAAAUAAGUGAACAAGGAAGCCAGUUUAAAACAUCUAUGAUAUUUACAAUCGAAGAAGAGAAGGCGCUUGUUGAAUAUCUUAUAGCUUGCAGCAAAAUGAAUUAUGGAUUAACCAGACAGGCGACUAUGCAGCUAGCAUAUGAAUAUGCAAAAAUGAAUUCCAAAAAGGUUCCAGAUUGUUGGACUUCCAACAACUGCGCAGGAAAAGAUUGGUUCCGGGGAUUUAUGACAAGAAACCCUGAACUAAGUUUGAGAACCCCAGAAGCCACCAGUUUAUCCAGAUCAACCAGCUUCAAUAGAAAAAACGUUACUGAUUUCUUCGAGAACCUCAAAGAAGUUAGAGAAAAAUACCAAUUUGAAGCACAUAACAUCUAUAACUGUGAUGAAACAGGGUGUACGACUGUACAAGAGUGUCCCAAAGUAAUAGCGAGCAAGCAUAUGCGUCAAGUAGGACAAGUUACUUCAGCUGAACCGUUUGCUUCGCUGUGAACGCUCUGGGAAAUGUUCUUCCUCCAUUUUUCAUUUUCCCUAGGGUUAGAUACAAC
Messenger RNA from Acanthoscelides obtectus, 1089 nucleotides. The record is from the annotation of a GenBank genome assembly. Lineage: Eukaryota; Metazoa; Arthropoda; Insecta; Coleoptera; Chrysomelidae.